This is a messenger RNA of Funneliformis caledonium, 2433 nucleotides long. Lineage: Eukaryota; Fungi; Glomeromycota; Glomeromycetes; Glomerales; Glomeraceae. The record is from the annotation of a GenBank genome assembly.
AUGUGCAAGGAAAAAUCUAAAGUCGAUCCACCAAUAAUUCUGCCUUUUGCACCUAUUGAAGACGAGCCAAUGUCGUCUUUGAAAGUUGAAAAAGCUAAAAUUACUUCAACUGAUACUUCACCUCCAAUACCGUCACUUGUCAGUGAGGAGAAACCCAAAGAUAUAGUUUUACAACCUACUGGAAUUACCGGGAGUGCUGAAGAAAGAAACCUGACACGACAUCACCCCGGUCACUUUCGCGAUGAUCCGGUAGCUUUUAUGAUACAAAUGGGCGCCUUCUAUCAAGGAACGGGUUGGAGAAGUUACAAAAAUUAUAUAGGAACAAGGAUAUUAUACGAGGGAUAUACAGAAGAAGUAAAAGAACGGGUUCUUAAUAGUGAACGCGUUCUUUACAUGAUUGCUUAUCUGGCCGAAAAGCAGGCCAACCAACUUGCACAAUCAAUACCAAAUGUUACAUCAAAGAUGAUUGCAAAAAGGAAAAAACUACUAGAAAAGGAAUUACAAGCUGUUGCAAAUGGGAUGGUUGAUAAAUUAGUUGCAGACCUUAAUAGUUUGCGGUUUAUUAGACUUUUCGGCUUUUUUGUAAAUAAUAUACUAGUAAGAAUGUAUCAUCAAGGAAUUCACAUAUCAGAACGCGAGUUUCUUGAGGCAAGAUCAAUUAAACUUUUAUCUGUUAUUGCUGCUCAAAAUUCACAAUCUCUUAUUAUCCUUCCAUGUCACAAAUCUCAUAUUGAUUAUCUCGUCAUAUCAUAUAUAUUUUUCCGGUUGGGACUUGCUCUUCCACAUAUUGCCGCAGGCGAUAAUCUUGAUCUACCAAUUGUUGGUAGAAUACUUAAGCAAGGUGGUGCAUUUUAUAUUCGGCGUUCUUGGGGAGAAGAUCAACUAUACGGUAGUGUGGUAAAAGAAUAUGUUGAGGGCUUAUUGGAACGUGGUCAUAAUGUUGAAUGUUUCAUAGAAGGUACAAGAAGUAGAACUGGAAAAUUGCUACCACCAAAGUUAGGUGUUCUAAAAAUUAUAUUAGAAUGCAUACUCUCGGAAAGGGCAAAAGAUUGUUGGAUUGUUCCUAUGUCCAUUCAAUAUGAUAAAGUAAUCGAGACGGAAACCUAUGUUAAUGAACUGUUAGGAAAUCCCAAAGAGAGAGAAAGUUUAUGGGGUAUAGUCACCAAUACAAGAUUAUUACAGCUUAAAUGGGGUCGAAUUGAUGUGCGAUUUGCCAAGCCAUAUUCGCUCAAAGGGUUUAUUGAAGAACAGAUUGUGAGGAGAAAGUCUUUUGAUCCAAAUAAUGAUCAGCAAAAGGUUACUUUGUUGAGAGCCCUUGCCUAUCAGGUUAUGUCAGACAUUGGAGUUGGUAGAAAGGAGUUAAUUAGACGUGUAGAAUGGUUAAGAGCCGCGAUUUUAGCUAAGGGAGGACGAGUAGCAGAUUUCAGUGGCAUGAGCAUUGGAGACAUCGUUGAUAGAGCGAUCAAUGUAUUAAAGGAUUUGAUUAAAGAACGAAAAGAGUUGCUGGAGCCAGUUUUUUAUGCAGAAAAAAGAUUUGAAUUAAGUUUUUACCGCAAUCAGGUGAUGCAUUUAUUUGUAUCAGAAGCUAUUAUAUCUGCAGCAAUGUAUACAAAAAUAAAACAGGGGGGAGCAAAAUCAACACAACGACUUCAUAUAUCUACACUUUUGGAUGAAGUGUCAUUUUUAUCUCAGUUGUUAAAGGUUGAAUUUGUAUAUCAACCUGGUGAGAUCGAUACAAAUUUGGAAAAUACGAUCAAAGGAUUAAUAGAUGAUCAAGUCAUGGAACUCGUAGAUAGUUAUGUUCAAUUGUCUGAUAGGGAAAGAGCAAUUGGACGAGAGAAUUAUGACUUUUACUGCUUCCUAAUAUGGCCUUUUAUUGAAACAUAUUGGUUAGCUGCCGUCAGUCUAUUCUCGAUGACGCCAACUAAUCCUCCACAACCCACAACAACAAAUGUAAACAAAACUGCAGCAAAAGAAUCUGUUCCUAUUACAUGGUUCAAUGAACGAGAUUUUCAUAAUAAAUGUCAAUUAUUUGGUAAAACGUUAUAUUAUGAAGGAGAUUUAUCAUAUUUUGAAGCUAUAAAUAAGGAAACUUUAAAAAAUGCAUUUAUUAGGUUGGAAGAAGUGGGACUAAUAAUGGUAAAACGUAGUCGAAACACAAAAGUAAUGCCAACAGUUGCGUUACAUCCUGACUAUGUACCAACAAGAAAUUCAGAAGGAGCAAUAGAAACAAAGGGUAAAUUAUGGGAUCUAGUUGAGAGGAUUGGUAAAUUUCGUAGAGAAGGGAAAAAUCGUAGAGAUAAUGCUACAGUAAGUUCGCGUGUCUUAAGAUUAGCUGAAAUGGUGGGUGCACCUACUACGGCUGACGUCGUUGUGAUGACUAAUUUAAUGAGUAGACCAGUUAAAGCUGGUAAACUGGAAGCAAAACUUUAA